GGCAUUUUUCUUUCGAUUUUAAGGGGGGCGAGGGCGAGACGUCGGUAUAUAUUGACUUUAAUUUGAAUCAUUCAGCGCUUAGUUGUAAAUCAGUUUUUUUAAGGGUUGUCAUUUCUCUUCCUCAAAAUAUCGCAGUUUAUUCUUUUUUUCUUGAAUUCUUUUACUUGUUCGCUAGUUUUAGACAACGUGAGGAGAUGGAUGGAAAAAGUUGUCUUCCCGCGAACCGAAACAUUUUGUGUUUAUUUGAUGUUGAUGGAACAUUAACACCGCCAAGGGAGAAAAUCGACCCAAAGCUGGAUGCCUUUUUCCAAACACUCCGUCAGAAGGUGAAGAUCGGCGUGGUGGGGGGGUCCGACUACGCCAAAAUCGCCGAGCAGCUUGGGGAAGGAGACGAGGUGAUACACAAAUUUGACUACGUGUUUGCCGAGAAUGGAACAGUGCAAUAUAAAGAUGGAACGCUCAUAUCCAAACAGGCCAUUCAGAACCAGCUGGGAGAGGAGCUGCUGCAGGAUCUUAUUAACUUCUGUCUGCGAUACAUGGGCCUAAUCAAACUGCCCAAGAAAAGGGGAACAUUCAUUGAGUUCCGUAAUGGAAUGCUCAACAUCUCUCCGAUUGGCCGCAGCUGCACUCCAGAGGAGCGAAUCGAGUUCUCUGAGAUUGACAAGAGAGAGAAGAUCAGGGAGAAGUUUGUGGCAGCCCUACAAAAAGAAUUUGCCGGGAAAGGGCUUCGUUUUACCAGGGGUGGUCUGAUCAGUUUCGACGUGUUUCCCGAGGGCUGGGAUAAGACUCUCUGUCUGGAUGUACUGGAGCGGGAGGGCCUGGAUGCCAUUUACUUCUUUGGGAAUGAGACCUCACUGGGGGGAAAUGACUACGAAAUUUUUGAAGAUCCGCGGACCAUCGGUUUCACUGUCUACUCCCCUGAGGACACAGCGAGACUCUGCAGGGAACUUUUCUUUAAUGCGCCACCCAACGAGUCGUGACAGCUGCUUUUCUGUGUUUAUGCCGCCAUCUGGUGUUUACCAGCGGGACUGCACAUUACUCUCCAUAAGUGGAAAAAGACUGAUUAUGUGAAGUGUGAAAAAAAAAUCCGUACUGACAGACUAAUGUAUAUAUUAUAUA
This is a messenger RNA of Chanos chanos (milkfish), 1119 nucleotides long. It is a transcript of the gene pmm1, whose product is annotated as phosphomannomutase 1. NCBI's taxonomy places the organism in Eukaryota, Metazoa, Chordata, Actinopteri, Gonorynchiformes, Chanidae. Gene Ontology annotation, molecular function: phosphomannomutase activity. Gene Ontology annotation, biological process: GDP-mannose biosynthetic process; protein N-linked glycosylation; mannose metabolic process. The record is from RefSeq and is a predicted model, not a curated record. The transcript has 8 exons. Gene Ontology annotation, cellular component: cytosol. The coding region runs from base 195 to 980 and encodes 261 amino acids.